CCACCCCAAUGAAUGUGAUCAUUGAUAUUAAUCAUCUGAUUGCAGAUUGUGUUUGGUUUGUUUGUGUCACACAGCUUUAACUAAGAGAUCUUUAUUGUUAUUUUCUAGGAGAAUGAAGAUGAGAUUCCUGGGGAGGACCUGUCUCAUUGUCUUGAGUUUGCUACCAGCUGUUUCUACACAGAGAGAUGCAUGGCGUGUCGUUGGCUCUGAUCAUCCUGUCAUUGCUGAACCUGGUAAUGAUGUCAUCCUGCCCUGUCACAUUUCAUCCAGACUCAGUGCUGUGGACAUGGAAGUGAGGUGGUACAGGGAGAUAUUCAACACGCCUGUCCAUUUAUAUAUGAACCAAAAUGAUCAGCCAGGAAGACAGGACAGAGAUUACCAAGGCCGCACUGCUCUCCGUCCCUCUGCGCUGGAGAGAGGUGAUAUCUCUCUGCAUCUGAGAGACCUCCGGCCCUCUGAUAGAGGCGUCUAUACCUGCUUAGCUGAUGAUGGAAGCUGGAAUGAAGAAGGACAGACUGAAGUGAUAGUCGCAGCACUGGGGACCCAGCCCUCAAUCUCUAUGGACUCUACACAAGGAGAGCAGUCCCGGCUGGUGUGCAGAUCAGAGGGGUGGGACCCUGAACCUGAAGUGAUCUGGAGAGACAGGGAUGGAAACGAUGUGACAUCACUGUCCAACACAACACUGCUGAGAGUCAGUCAGGGGCUCCGCAGUGUCAGCAGCUACAUCAAAAUCAAACAGCAGUCCCACGUGUUCUCCUGUCUGGUUAGAAGUAAAAUACCAAAACCAGACUGGGAAUCCAAACUCCACAUAUCCAGUGAUUUUUUCCCAGGAGUCUCUGGAUGGAUGGUGGCUUUCUUCUUGACUUUAGCUCUCAGUAUUGGAGCCAUUCCUCUGCUGGUGAUCCAAUGGAGAAGAAUGGAUGCCAUGGAGAGAAAGCUUGAGCCUAUGGCUGCUAAGUGCCUUCGUAAGGAACUUGAGUCUAUGAGCCGUGAGGUCCCUAAAUCAGAAUUGAAGUGGAUCCUCAGCUCAGCAGUUGAUGUGACUCUGGACCCUGAUAUAGCACACCCCCGGCUCACCCUGUCUGAUGAGGAGAAACGAGUGAGACGGGGAUGGACAGGGCAGGAUCUCCCUGACACUCCAGAGAGAUUUGAUUGGUGGCCCUGUGUGCUGGGCAGGGAGAGCUUCACCUCGGGGAGACGCUACUGGCAGGUGCAGGUGGGGGGGAAUACAGACUGGAGAUUAGGAGUCAGCAGAGAGUCUGCCAAGAGGAAGGGGAAGAUCAGCAUGACUCCCCAGCAGGGUUACUGGACUGUGCAGUGGGAUGAAGAUGAAGAUGAGUUCACUGCUCUCACUGACCCCCAGACCCCCCUCCCCCAGAGCCUGAGGCCCCAGAAUCUGGGGGUGUAUCUGGAUUAUGAGGAAGGGCAGCUCUCCUUUUACAAUGUGGAGACCAGAUCUCACAUCUACACUUUCUCUGACAUGGAGUUCAAGCCCAAUGAGAAACUCUAUCCACUCUUCUAUACUUACAGUUACACAGACCUUGUGCUGGAGUCCCCUGACCCUGACCCUGUCAGCACUGCAGAUUAAACACACAUUGCUGUCUGAACCACGAAACUAUUCAAACAGCUCAGACAAUCUCCUCUUCACUUUCACUGACACUCUCUCUGCACUCUUCUGGGCUGAUGAGAAGAAAUCCUCUCUUCCACCCUCUUACCCUGAGCCCCUCCUCUUUAUUUCUCUACACCCCCUUUCCUACUCUCCCUUCCUGUCUCCCUCUCUCUUUCCCCUCCACCUCUCCAUCUCCAGAUCCCUCUUUCUCUCCUCUCCCCUUCUCCUCUCUGCCUCCUCUAUGGCUCUCCCCUCCUCUUUCUCUCUCCCUUCCCUCUGAUAUGCUAAUCCCCUCCCUUUCCCACUCUCCCUCUCUCCUCCAUCCUCUCUACUCUCCCUCUCUCCUCUAUCCUCUCUACUCUCCCUCUCCACCCUGCCCUCUCUACUCUCCCUCUCUCCUCCAUCCUCUCUACUAUCCCCCUCUCCUCCAUCCUCUCUACUCUCCCCCUCUUCUCCAUCCUCUCUACUCUCCCUCUCUUCACCCUGCCCUCUCUACUCUCCCUCUCUCCUCCAUCCUCUCUACUCUCCCUCUCUCCACCCUGCCUUCUCUACUCUCCCUCUCUCCUCCACCCUCUCUACUCUCCCUCUCUCCUCCAUCCUCUCUACUCUCCCCCUCUCCUCCAUCCUCUCUACUCUCCCUCUCUUCACCCUGCCCUCUCUACUCUCCCUCUCUCCUCCAUCCUCUCUACUCUCCCUCUCUCCACCCUGCCUUCUCUACUCUCCCUCUCUCCUCCAUCCUCUCUACUCUCCCUCUCUCCACCCUGCCUUCUCUACUCUCCCUCUCUCCUCCAUCCUCUCUACUCUCCCUCUCUCCACCCUGCCUUCUCUACUCUCCCUCUCUCCUCCAUCCUCUCUACUCUCCCUCUCUCCUCCUUCCUCUCUACUCUCCCUCUCUCCACCCUGCCUUCUCUACUCUCCCUCUCUCCUCCAUCCUCUCUACUCUCCCUCUCUCCACCCUGCCUUCUCUACUCUCCCUCUCUCCUCCAUCCUCUCUACUCUCCCUCUCUCCUCCAUCCUCUCUACUCUCCCUCUCUCCUCCCUGCCUUCUCUACUCUCCCUCUCUCCUCCAUCCUCUCUACUCUCCCUCUCCUCCAUCCUCUCUACUCUCCCUCUCUCCACCCUGCCUUCUCUACUCUCACUCUCUCCACCCUGCCCUCUCUACUCUCCCUCACUCCUCCAUCCUCUCUCCUCUCCCUCUCUCCUCCAUCCUCUCUACUCUCCCUCUCUCCUCCCUGCCCUCUACUCUCCCUCUCUCCUUUCUCCUCCCUCUCCCUCUCUCCUCCCUCCCCCCUCUAAUUUUGUACUGUGAUAUUUUGUAACAGCUGUAAGUCUCCCUGGAUAAGGGCGUCUGCUAAUAAAUAAAUAAUGAUAAAAGACUUUCUAGACAAUAGAUGAAUGCAUUAUUUUCCAUGUAAUCAAUAUUUACACUGAAGCUGAGAUGCUCCCUGAAUAUUAUUCAUUGCUAAACUCAGUGAACUGAUUUCUGCUAUUUUGAUAUGAAUCUUCUGUUCUGUUUUUGUAGCGCAUCUAUUUUCUAUCUUUCUUGAUAAAAUGUAUAAAAGAUAUAA
Acipenser ruthenus (sterlet) is the source of this 3177-nucleotide messenger RNA. Its product is annotated as butyrophilin subfamily 1 member A1-like. Lineage: Eukaryota; Metazoa; Chordata; Actinopteri; Acipenseriformes; Acipenseridae. The transcript has 9 exons. The record is from RefSeq and is a predicted model, not a curated record. Gene Ontology annotation, molecular function: protein binding. The coding region runs from base 113 to 1588 and encodes 491 amino acids.